AUGAGCAUUCAUCUGUACCGCAGCCACGGCGUGUCGGGUUCGUGCGGCCUGCGGUCGUGCUGGCGCACGCUGUCGCCUCUGGCGUCGGUGGGGCGCCUUCUGCGCAGCCGCUAUCGGCGCUCGGUGCGGCUGCGGCGUCCGGGCGACCCUCGCGCUCGGCCCUCGGACCUGGUGCACGUGCGGCCGUCGCCGGACUUCUGCCGCCCGGAGCCCGGUGUACCCGGCAGCCAGGGACGGCCCUGCGCCGAUCCCUCGACGUGCGGCCGCCUCUGCUGCGGCCGAGGAUUCGAGACGCGCACGCUGCGGCGGCUGCAGCGCUGCCAAUGCCGCUUCCACUGGUGCUGCUACGUGACCUGCGACACGUGCGAGAGCAAGGUGCAGCUCCACUCAUGCCGCUGA
This is a messenger RNA of Rhipicephalus sanguineus (brown dog tick), 399 nucleotides long. RefSeq names its product protein Wnt-16. Lineage: Eukaryota; Metazoa; Arthropoda; Arachnida; Ixodida; Ixodidae. The coding region runs from base 1 to 399 and encodes 132 amino acids. The record is from RefSeq and is a predicted model, not a curated record. Gene Ontology annotation, biological process: neuron differentiation; canonical Wnt signaling pathway; multicellular organism development. Gene Ontology annotation, cellular component: extracellular region. The transcript has a single exon. Gene Ontology annotation, molecular function: frizzled binding; cytokine activity.